Messenger RNA from Bombus pyrosoma, 993 nucleotides. RefSeq lists its product as uncharacterized. The record is from RefSeq and is a predicted model, not a curated record. The coding region runs from base 1 to 993 and encodes 330 amino acids. Lineage: Eukaryota; Metazoa; Arthropoda; Insecta; Hymenoptera; Apidae. The transcript is spliced from 2 exons.
AUGCGAUACCUGGGUCUCGACAUCGACAGUCAGUGGACGUUCGAGCCGCACUUCGACUCCCUGAUCUCGAGGGCGACGGCGGCCGCCAACGCCUUGUGCGGCCUGCUGCCGAACAUCAGCGGAGCGGGAGUCGCGGUGCGCCGACUAUGCGAGGGCGUCGAUCGGUCCCGGGUGAUGUACGGGGCCCCGGUAUGGGCGGACGAUCUGAUGGCGAGACGCCGCAGCAUCCUGCUUCUCAGGAGGCUGCACAGGGUAACUGCCGUCAGAAUCGUCAGAGGAUACCGAACAGUGUCGCACGCCUCGGCGACCGUUCUGGUCGCGUCUCCGCCGUGGAAACUCCGGGCGUUGGUGCUCAAGAAGAGGUAUGAACAAAGGAGACCGUGGGACCCGGCCGAGCAGGCGGCCUCAGACGACCUAGGAACCGCCGAGGAGGACGCAUGGGACCAGUGGCGAUCCCAGAUGAUCAAUGAAGCAGGCGAACACCGAAGCGCGGCGGCAGUUCUCCCAAAUUGGGGGACAUGGAGAAGCCGCCGCGGCCUCCCGCUCACCUUCAGAAUGACCCAGAUAGUCACGGGACACGGCGUGUUCGGGGAGUACCUGAAGAAAAUCGGAAGGAAGACGACGGACAUCGGUCACCACUGCGGGGAAGGCAGGGACACGGCGCAGCAUACGCUAGAGGCCUGCCUGGCAUGGGAGCUGCCCCGCUACACCCUGCGGCAAGUCAUAGGCGAGAGGCUGACCCCCUCAGCGAUCAUAGCACCGAUGCUGAGCGGGCCACAGGAAUAUGAAGCUGUCCGCCUCUUCUGCGAGCGAGUUAUGCUCGCAAAGGAGCGAGCAGAAAGGGUUACGAUCGGUCUUAGUACCAUUCAGGCAUUUGCGUGGAGCAAACGUAGAGAGGACGGAGCCGUGAGCGUGGUCGGAAUCUCCGAGAAACUGAAGAAUUUGAACAAGGAAGUUAAUCAGAGCGAAGGGCUAGUGCCUGUGGAAAAAUAG